GACGAGAUUGAAAUUUGACACCAUUGUGGUUCAAUGCUGUGCGAUUUGCGGUUUAUGUUUUGUUGAACAUUUGAGCCAUCAUGGCGAUUUAGAGGAACAGUGCCACAUGAAUUUUCGGUAGUUUACCGCUGUUUCCCAGUGAAUAGAUUACGUUGGAUAUAUAGCAGUUUCAAGGGGCAAAAGGAUGGUGCGGGUGGUGUUUCUCCAUCCUGACCUGGGUAUAGGCGGGGCAGAGAGGCUGGUGGUGGAUGCCGCUGUGUCCCUCCGCUCUCGAGGCUGCAGUGUUCAGAUCUGGACGGCCCACCACGACCCCAGACACUGCUUCCCAGAGACACUGGACCCAGACCUGAAUGUGGUGUGUGUGGGUGACUGGUUGCCCACCAGUGUGGCUGGGUAUCUGCACGCCCUGUGUGCCUACCUACGGAUGAUCUACGUAGCCCUCUACCUGGUCUUCCUCAGCGGAGUAGAGUACGAUGUGGUCUUCUGUGAUCAGGUAUCAGUGUGUAUCCCUGUCCUGAGGUUGUCCCGUCGAAGAAAGAAGGUGCUGUUCUACUGUCAUUUCCCAGAUCAACUUCUUACCCAGAGAGGCUCAGCCUUUAAGAAAAUGUACCGUGCUCCCAUAGACAGGCUGGAAGAACUCACGACUGGCAUGGCUGAUAUGGUGCUGGUUAACAGUUGUUUCACCGCGGGGGUCUUCAGGGAAACCUUCCGUAGCCUGGACAGGGUCCAGAUUGACGUCCUCUACCCCUCCCUGAACACACACACCUUCGACCGACCUCCUGAGGAGGAGCAGGGCUUGGAGGGCUUGAUUCCAGAGGGCGUAUCAUGUCUCUUUCUGUCCCUGAACCGCUACGAGAGAAAGAAGAGCCUGGGUUUGGCCCUGGAGGGCCUCUCUGUCCUCAGGGCCCACGUCUCCCCGGAGGACUGGGUAGGACUUCACCUGGUGGUUGCCGGUGGGUAUGAUGGCCGUGUUAUUGAGAACGUCCAACAUUACACUGAGCUGAAGGAGCUAGCGGCACAGCUGGGUGUAGACAACUCUGUCACUUUCCUGCGCUCUCCCUCGGACAGCCAGAAGGUGGCGCUAUUGCGGGGCAGUGCAGCUGUUCUCUACACGCCUAGCAGAGAGCAUUUUGGGAUAGUUCCAUUGGAGGCCAUGCAUUGUGGUUGUCCUGUUAUCGCUGUGAGUUCUGGAGGCCCUCUGGAAAGCGUGGUACAUGGGGAGACGGGCUUCUUGUGUGAGCCGACAGCUGAAGCCUUUUCCCUGGCCAUGGAGAAGUUAUUCAGAGACCCCCAGCUCGGAAGGGACAUGGGCCAGGCUGGCAAGAGGCGAGUUCAGGAGAAGUUCUCUCUGGAGGCCUUCUCCGACCAGCUGCAUGGAUACAUCUUAAGGCUUUCCCUAUGAUACCUUGGCUGGGGUGGAGAGAAACACUGGGCUUGGGUUGCAUUUAUUUGGAUAGAGGUGCUGUGCAACAAGCAUUGCAGCUUUUGGUAGAUGUUGCCCAUGGUAACAUUUAGCGUCAGAUUUCCUGAGUCUCCCUAUACUGGAGUAACUUCCUCUAAUGUAGCGGACUUUGGACAGAUGUGGAUGGGCUUAGACAGGUGGUUGGGCUAGGUGUGGUGAGACAGGUGGCUGGGGUUGGGUGGUGAGACAGGUGGGCGGGCUAGAUGUGGUGAGACAGGUAAUUGGGAUAAUGUGGUGAGACAGGUGGGUGGGCUAGGGUGGUGUGACAAGUGGUUGGCUUGGGUGGUGAGACAGGUGGCUGGGCUAGGGUGGUGAGACAGCUGGGUGGGAUAGAUGUGGUGAGACAGGUGGGUGGGAUAGAUGUGGUGAGACAGGUGGCUGGGCUAGGGUGGUGAGGUUUACAGCAGGGUUACUGAGGACUAGAGGACAGAUGGGUGGGAGGGUAAGAAGUGCCCUGACUGAAGAGGACUCUGUAGACAAUUAGUCAUUGUUCCCUUAGGAGGGGUUGCUGAGAGAAGGAGGGACGGAAUCUCAGCUCCAAUUAACCAAAGAGUAACGAGUUUACCCAUACUGCCCCUGGGCCCCCCUGAACAAUACCAGCACCAGGCCUCAGUUCCAGAAGUGUGUGUAUGGUGGGUGGGUGACCAAGGGCCUAAUGAACAAGCGCCACCACUAGGAUUGAUCUGUAAAGUCAUAGACGCGCUGCAGUGUGUGUGUGUGUGUGUGUGUGUGCGCACACAUGCCACUGAGCACCAUUAGCCAGUUGCAGCCACUGAUCGAUCAGCAGGAUUUUUCCACUUCCUCUGUCCUCUCAGAGCUUUGUUACUCUCACAAUGAGGGAAUGUUUGUCCUGUACACUGCUGUUGCUAUCUGUCUGGAGGUUAUUAGGAGAUGAUGCUGUGUGUUCAUUAAGAGUGUGUCCGUCCAUGUGUGUGUGCUUGUAUGCCCUCUAGAAGGUUAGCCUGCCUUCUGCUCUAACUGUGUUGUCACUGGCCUGUUAAAGAGCUCUUAUUGACAUUUCUCAAGUUUCAAUAAAGAAGGCACAUAGUUUAUCAA
Messenger RNA from Esox lucius (northern pike), 2518 nucleotides. It is a transcript of the gene alg2, whose product is annotated as ALG2 alpha-1,3/1,6-mannosyltransferase. Lineage: Eukaryota; Metazoa; Chordata; Actinopteri; Esociformes; Esocidae. Gene Ontology annotation, molecular function: GDP-Man:Man(1)GlcNAc(2)-PP-Dol alpha-1,3-mannosyltransferase activity; alpha-1,3-mannosyltransferase activity. Bases 185 to 1402 code for a protein of 405 amino acids. The record is from RefSeq and is a predicted model, not a curated record. The transcript is spliced from 5 exons.